Molecule: messenger RNA, 2460 nt
Organism: Trichomonas vaginalis G3
Lineage: Eukaryota; Parabasalia; Trichomonadida; Trichomonadidae
Product: regulation of response to stimulus
Exons: 1
Coding region: 1-2460 (819 amino acids)
Source: RefSeq, a predicted model, not a curated record
AUGAGUGAACUUGAUUCUAAAGAUUACAGCACCGAUGGUCUUACAUUAUUAUCAGUAUCAAGUAAAUCACCAAAUAUCAUUAUUUCAUCGAAAUGUGUCACAAUCUUCGGAAGUACUGAUGACAAUUAUGCAUUCAGAAUUGCCAAAGAUCUUGUUGAAACAUUCACAUUUCAAAACAAUCCAAAUCUCAGAUAUAUUAAUAGCUAUGCAUUCUACAGCUGCACAAAAUUACGAUCUGUUGAUUUAUCAAUGUGUUCAAAACUUGAAACAUUAGGAAGUUAUUCAUUCUCUAAAUGCUCAUCAGUUACAACAUUCAUUUUACCAGAAGGCUUAAAAUCAAUUGGAUAUUGCGCAAUUAGCGAGCUUAGAAUCACAACAAUCAACAUUCCAUCUACAGUUACAUAUAUUAGCGAUAAUGGAAUUUGCAAUAUGGGAUCUUUAAAGAGUGUCACAUUCUCUAAAGGGUCACAGCUUACAACGUUACUAAGUAAUACUUUUAUUAACACAGGUUUGACAUCAUUUACUUUUCCAGAGAAAUUAUCAAUGGUUCCCGGUCUGACUUUUAGUGGUGUUGGUUCAAUUAAUGAAAUACAUCUUGAUACAGCCAAUAAAAACUUUUUCUGUGAUGACAAAGCUCUAUAUUCAUAUGACAGAACUGUUAUUUAUUAUUUUGCCUCAAAUAUAGGUGGAAGUUAUAAAAUUUUAGAAUCAGUCACAAAAAUAUCUCUUGGAUGUUUUUGCUUUACACAUCUAAAAUCAUUAAUAAUUCCUCAAUCUGUAACAGAAAUUGAAGGUUAUGCAUUUUAUUAUUCAAGUAUUUCAAAUAUCACACUUCCAAGGAUAACAACAAUUGGAGAAUGUACAUUCAUUGGUUCAUCGAUUUCAACUAUAUAUAUUCCAGAUUCAGUUGUAGAAAUCGGAACGAGUGCUUUUGAAGGAUGUUCAAAAUUAAAAAUAUUAAAUUUACCUUCAUCAAUUAAAACUAUCGGAGGUAAUGCAUUGCCUAAUUACGAUGAUGUUCAAAUUUCGUUCUCAGAUAAUCCAAAUCUUUACUUAGAUAAACAGUAUGUAUUAUUUACAGAUCAAAACACAACAAUUUCACAGUUUUUAGGAACUAAAACGGAGAUUACUCUUCCCGGUACAGUCAAAAUCAUUAAAGAGAAGGCGUUCAACGAAAAUAAAAAAAUUGGUAUUGUUUCUUUUGAAGGAGGUUCUAACAUCGAAAAAGUCGAAAGUUCAGCAUUUCAAGGCUGCACAAAUCUAAGUAGAUUUGAUUUUGGAACUAAAAUUAUUGAAAUCCAAAAUAGUGCAUUUGAAAACACUAUUUUGAAUAGUGAGAUUUCAUUCCCAGAAACAAUAACAAAGAUUGGUGAUUCAGCAUUCAAGAAUUGUAAAUUCAUUCCUUCAAUUAGAUUUGAAUCAUUAUCUUCAACGAGAGAACUUAAAUCUUUCUAUAACAAACGAAGUUAUGAAUUAUACAAACAAUUAUAUUCUAGUUCUCCAUUGACCAUCGGCAACGAUGCAUUUUCAUCAUGUUCAUCUAUCAGUGAGAUUGCUAUUUAUCGCGAUACAAGUAUUUCAUUUGGACAAAACACAUUCAGUGGUUUAUUAUCAUUGACUCGCUUUACAUUUUAUAACAACAUCAUUUCUAUUGGCAGUGGUUGUUUCAUGAACAGCGGUCUUCGUCAUGUCGAAUUCCGCGAUAACAUUAUCUGCAACAAUAUUCUUCCAGCAUUCAUCUUUAGUGGCUGUACCAAUCUUACAGAUUUCGAUAUCCCUACUAACUGCGAAACUAUUGACUCAUCAUCACUUAGCGGCACUAGUAUCAUCCAUCUUUCACUUCCCGACCGUGUUCGUACUCUUGGUGACCAAUGUCUCAAAGACUGCCGUGAACUUGUUUCUGUUGACAUCAGCAACAGUAGUUCACUUGAGCGCAUCGGCUAUGGUGUUUUUGACGGGUGCACUAAGUUCUCAGUUGUCUCACCAUUCUCAUCUACACACUUUGUUUUCGACAGUGGUGCCAUCUACAGCAGUGACAAACAUCACAUGCACGUCUACCCUCCAGCAUCAUCACGGUCAUACUUCUAUCUUCUGGACGGUGUCGAAGUUAUUGAAGACAGUGCAUUCAUCGGCUGCAUUCAUCUUGUCAGUGUUCUUCUUCCCGAAGUCAGUCUUGUUCGUAUUGGUUCUAGUUCAUUCAAAGACUGCAUCAAUCUUCGUCAUAUCACUAUCCCAUCUAGCAUUGUCUCUAUUGGUUCCGAUGCAUUCCGAAACUGUCCUCUUCUUGUUUGUGGUGCUCUUAUCCAGAACAAAUCUAACAAGACACUUGUUUCACUUCUUUCAUCUAGUGGUCUUGAACUCGGGAGCACAUCAUUCUGCAAUGGAUUCUCAUGCACAGUCCAUCCACAAUCCACUAUCAAUAUUCCUAUUUCUAAUAUUGCUGUUUUUAUAUUAUUAUAA